Molecule: messenger RNA, 9978 nt
Organism: Prionailurus viverrinus (fishing cat)
Lineage: Eukaryota; Metazoa; Chordata; Mammalia; Carnivora; Felidae
Gene: EXPH5
Product: exophilin 5
Exons: 5
Coding region: 1274-6721 (1815 amino acids)
Biological process (GO): intracellular protein transport; multivesicular body sorting pathway; positive regulation of exocytosis
Cellular component (GO): endosome
Molecular function (GO): small GTPase binding
Source: RefSeq, a predicted model, not a curated record
CGUUGCUGCGCUGGAUAGGAGGUGCCCGAGGACACCCUCGCUGCACAACAGCCCGUGGCCCGCCGCCGGUGGGCGUGGGGAGAGGCUGCCCGGCCUGCAGAACAGAACCCUGGGCUCCCCUCUCCCCUCCCGGGUGGACGAACGGUGUUUCGCGCCCAGCUCCCACCUGAGCCUGCUCUUGUCUUUGCCGAAAUAGUGGAGGGCUGAGCAGCAUGUAGGUUUCGGUGCCGGUCCCCCCCCCCGCCAGAGCCGCUUGUCAGGAAGUGCUCUUCAAACAGAUGUGACAGCCGUGCAGGACCUUCCGUGUCUGUGAGGCGAACCGCUACGGACUGAGGCCAUCGUGUACCACUCACCCCCUCAGCGGCAUCUCUGACACUCUCCCACGGGCCACCCCUGUAUAUCCCUAAAGCACUGGGCAGAGGAAGACGUGAGAGGCAUUCACUGCCACCCUUACAACAUCAUUUGUGUUCAGAGUGGAAGCGAGGAUUGGCUGGAGCAAGUUCACGUGGGGGGACUGACCCAACAUAACCCUCCACCAAGGGCUUAGACUUCAGUUUAUCUGUUCACAUGCUUACAAGAUGGAGAAGCUGUAAGUCUUUGUGUCUCGCUUUUUCAUGGUCUUAACUUUUGAUCUUCACGUGCCUCUGUCUUACUGUGUGACUCAUGUGUUUGGGCGAUGAAAGAGAAUGUUGGAAAGGCCCCAAGAGUGCAGGAGGAGGAUAGAGGCAGUUUUCAAUUUAUUGCGGUCCUAGUACCAGUGCCCACAUUUCUCUCGCUCUCUCCCUGUGCCCCGCCUUUUUUUUUUUCCCAGAAAGCAUGGUAGAAUUCUAGUGAGGAGUACCUACAAACAGGGCUUCUUUAUUUCAGAAACUUUUAAAAGAGAGUCCCCUUUCUUCUUCAGCCUAAUCCCACCUCUUUGGGAACAACAUGAGCCCUGUCUCCUCUCCAUGCUUGAGCCCCGGCCAGAUGACCAGCACCAAUAACUGCUUCCCUCUCUUUGCGAAGCUGCCAUCAUCCAGGCACCUGAUGUGGAUCAUUUCGCUUGAUCCCCAGAGAAAAUCUGUAAAGUAGACUAUUAUUAUCCCCAUUUGAAAGAUGAAGAAACUGAGGUUCAGAGAACUUGAAGAUCAUGUUCAAGGUCCCUGGUGAAUGGUAGAGUCGAGAUUAGAAGAUCUGGGUUUCUGGGAGUCCACAGGCAGAACAGGCCAAAAUAUACAGUUCACCUCUGGAAAAUCAACCGGUUGACAGUGUCUUUGUCCCCGGGCGAGCAGGCAUGAGGGAGGGAAGUGGUAUGCCUCCCUGGGAUGCUUCACUGCUGGAAAACGAGUUUUUCCAAGUUUUAGACGACUUGGAUAAUAAACUGGCUCAGGAACAAUGUCCAAGCUCAGGGAAUACCACAGCACCUCUCAACUAUGGAUCAAGAGCACAGUGCAGUCAUUUUUACUCCAGGGGGAACACGCACGGAAAUAUCACAGGAAGGUACCAAAACCACCAUAAUGGAGCUUCUAAUAUGUCUAUCUAUGACAUCCUAAGACCAGGAACCCCUAGGGAAGGUUUUAAAACCUUUUCUCCUAGAACAAAAACAAUUUAUGAUAUGUACAGGACAAGGGAGCCCAGACUCUCAAAAGAAGAUUACGUGCAAAAGAAUAGUUUCGGUAGUACUUCUCUGUGUUUUGACAGCAGGCAGCCAUCAACUUCACCGGCUACGAUAUAUUUCACAACAAGAAGCUUACAUUUUCCAACAAUAACUCAGAACAAGAGUGGGUUUAUACCACCAAGACACCAGCAGAGCCCAAAGAGAACUCCUUUAUCAUCCAUUAUAUGGAAUAGAUCAGAUUCUUCCGGAGGUAGGCAGAGCCAGGAAGAAUUCCUGGGGGCACCUUCACCGAUGGAGAUUGACUCUGCUGACCAGUAUGUGUAUCCCAGGUGUUUUCAGGAGAAUAGGAGGUACGAAUUUUACCGUUCACAGAGUGUUUACCAAGGUGUUCAUUUAGACGCCUGCAUGGAUAAUGCAAUGAGUCCUGACCCAUUUGAGAACUCAGAAAAUAUGCCAUUCUACCAUCAAGAACACCCAUUUGCUAGAUCUUUCUCUAGCGGUACCUUUGGACGAAACAGGGAACAGAGAUUUAAACAAAGUCCUCUUUGGGGCCAACACGAAGAACAUCCUUUCUGGUCUGACUUCCCUCAAAGUAGGCAUCCAUUCACUUCUCACAGAGACUCCGAAAUGAUAUCCAUGGAAGUAUCAGCUGGUCACAGCCAUAGCAUUCAUUCUCAACACUGGGGAUCUUUUUCUCCUGGUUACAAAACAAAUAUUUUCAGAGACCAUGGAGAGCCACAUCUCUGGCAGUUUGACGCUCAGACAACCACGCUGGAGAGCACGGAGGUGUCGCGAGGCAAUGAGAGCCAGACGACUCAUUUCAGCAUGCCAAACGUUUGCCCUGGGACUGGUCCCAGCUAUCACAGCACAUCUGGAAGGUCAGUAUGCCAACAGGGCGGUCCUCCUACAGAAGUACACCUGGACAAAGAACCUUACUCGUUUGGAAAUACUCAGACGACUCUAGCAUCCUCAUUCAACACCUCCUUCCCCCCGAUUCCCGAUGACAGAGGGAACCCUCAGAGGCCCAGCUUUCAGAAUCCCACAGUUGGUGUGCACAAAAUUAAGCCCGCCUCUCUGCCAAUAAAAAGCUAUACGGAAGUCACUGUGACCAAGAGCGAUUCGGUCGAUUCUCCACCUCUUACCGAAAGCCCACCCAGUAUCUUGGUCACACAAGUGACUAAGGAGAAAGUCUUGAAGGAAUCUCUUCGGGAAGAAGACAAACAACUACACAAGAUGGACCGGACACACAUGACAAGUGAAGUCCCCCAACUGGUCUCACAGACAGUAACCUCUAACCAUGCCUCUGACGUUCAAAAUCCCCUCUCCCAGGACUCAGCCAAGGGCAAAGGGUUUGCUUUUAAUGCAUCUACCACAGUAAGUUCAAAGAGGCCACCUGGAGUCAUUUCCAGGAAAGAGAGCCCCAAAAUUCAUAUAUCACACAGAGAGCGUUCCAGUGAACUUAAAAAAGAUAAGAAUCACACGGGGGACAGAAAACUUGGCUCAGCGACUUCCCUUGCUUUCAUUCAGGAACGCACAACAGCGUCUUGGCCCAGCCCAGGUCAAGGUUGUCACCAGGAAGUAAGAGCAAGUACUGAAGCCAUUUCAGGCAUUAUUAAAAAUAACCACUGGAGCUCUGAACCUGCUGGUGGUCAAAAGGCACAGUCUGCAGAAAAGCCUGCUAUUUCAGAUACCAAGGAAGAACAAGGUACCACAAGUCCUUCCACCAACUGUAGCAAACCAGCUGCUCGUCGUAAGAUCCCACGCGAUUCUUCAGAUCUGUCAUCAGGUAUACUGCCUGGCUCCUCACCAUCGAAUAAGUCUUUCCUUGACACUCCGGCGAUUCCUUCAACAACAGUGUUCUCCAGGAAAAGUCCUUCGGGCAAGGAUCCAUCUCCGGGAGAAAGAGCACAAAAGGACAAUGAUAGCAAGGACCAAAGUGAUCAGUUUGCCCUAAGCCCCUCAGAAAACCCCAAGCGUAACGAUGAGUGUGUACUUGUACACAAUGAGGAAGUUGAUGUUGCCAAAUGGCGUUCUCACUCUCCUUUCAAGGAUGGGAAAGGAAAAGGAAGAGUAAGGCGACGCAUAGCCUCUCUGGAGAAGUUAAGCAAAACGGAAAGGAGAACGGCACCCACCAGCGAUAACAGUAGCUCCGUGGAGAUGAAUCAAAGCAAUUCCAAGCCUCCUGAAGUUCACACGACUUCCUGCACCUCACCAACAAAAUCAGCCAGAUUUCUCAUCAAUAACAGGAAGUCGGAAAGUAAGAUAAUGGCUUCUCCAUGUAGGAAUGAACCACUUCCAUUCCAAGUCAAAAAUAAUGUGGAACACCCAGCAGGGAAGUAUACAUUGAACAAAUUCGGUCCCAGUUCUUCUGAGUCAGAAAGCAAAUGUUCCAAAGCAGUGUCAGACUCGGUCCCAGUAGCACCUGAAGCCACAGAGAAGGCGACAAGCCUGAAAAACAGUGGGUUUGCUUCUGUUAGAAAAGGACCACUUCCGUUCCUCAUCAAGAGGGCCGUGUCGUGUCCGUCAGGGGUACCAGAUGCCUCAGAUGGGAGAGACAAAAGAGAAGAAUGUUUGGUCUCAAACACAGAUGCUUCUGCUGUAACACUAAAACCUUGGGAGGCGAUCAUUAGCCCUCUGGAAAAUAAUUCGCCUGUUAGCGAUUUGUCUUUGCCAAAAAGACACCACCAAAAGGAAUACUUUCCAGAAUGCACUGAAAAGGAUGGUAAAAUUGCUGUCUCCGGGACAGGCCUAUUUUCCCUUUCAAAUGAAGACCCUCUGCCUUUCUCUUCAGACGCGUCAAGAAAAGAAAGUGGGAAAACGUUACAUAAAUUUAAGACCACUAGUACAUUUUCUGUUUCUGGCGAUGAAGAUAAUGUAAAAUGUCUUGAGGUGGUUUCAGUAUAUUACACUCUACCAAGGAAAUACAGCAAAAAAUUCUCUAACAUUCUUGAAAAGUAUACACGGUAUAUCGAUUCACUUACGGAAUCAACUAAAGUGGAGACUGAAACCUUUCCCAAUGCUUUUGAAAAAGAAAAGCUAAAUUAUUCUACCCAAGAGCAGUCAGGAACACCUUCAUCUGAAGGUCUAAAGAUGCUGGUCACCUCUGCUCAGAAGACCCACUGUCUUUCUCGCACCAGUGAAAAUAUGACUGCUUCACAAUUACCAAGCAUUUGGCCCUCAGAACCAACAUUACAGGAAGUGGAUUCUACUGAGGCACGUGUUUCUCUUCAUAAAGGAGAAUCUAAAACUGGAGAGGUUUCCCCAGAUAACUUCGCUAAAACACCCCUAGGUGAUUCAGAGAGCAGAAAAGAGAGAGGGAAAAGAUCGCAAAGCGAAACUCUGCCUCCUUCAUCAAUGCUUCAGGAAAAAAAAGGUACAGAAGAGAAAGCUGAAAACUGUCAGCAAUCCAGUAAAUCGGGCAACAGUGGUCCUUCUAAUCUCCCAGCCCAUUCAGAAGAGAAUGUUGGAAGUUCCCAAAAUGGAAGAAGUUCCGGGGAAUGUGUAGGUACUAGGAUAGCCAUCACAGCUCCUGGAACUGGAGAAGGCCUUCCGAGAGAGAUCGCGGACGGUAGUUCCAAUGGAUUGCAGCCUAGUCAAGUAAGAGGGGAAAUUGGAACAGAUUUCCAAAAAGAGACUAGUAAACCACUUUCUGACUUGGAAAGCCAAGUCUUUGCUCUUACUCCAGCUUUGCAUAAACUACAGCUUUUUGAAGGGACUUGUUCAGGUGAACCAGAUUUAGACAGUUUGCAGUCUGAACCCAGAGAGCUACCUCCAAGGAGUCAGGAGAUAAGCAUGACAGAGAACAGCAAGGCUGAAGAUGAAAUGCUAAAGUUGGCAUGGGAUCAACCUUCAUUUCCUGGAGGAAGCAGUGAACAGAAAACCAGCUUGGAUGACCCAGAAAAAGGGAAAAACAGAUCCGUAGUUAAACACAGAUUGGCAGCCAUGUCCAAAGCAAGCAGAAAAUUCCCAGCUAAAGAUUUAAGCCCCAGAAGACACGUAGCUACUAUCUUCCCCCAAAGUGGGAACAGUUCUGGCUUUGGCAGCUUAUCUCUUGGCACGGCCGAGUGCAACCUGCCGUCCCCUGAGCCUACUCCAAAGUCCAUAGAGUCCAGAAAUGAAAGCAGGUUGAGUCGCGAUAUAACGGAUGUGGAAAAGUCAGAGAACUCUCUCCAGGUUACUGUAAUACCCAGUAGAGAAGCUUCUACACACUUAAGCAAUCCGAAGUCUAACAGCAUUUCACAGCUACAGCAGAAUGGGUCUAAAAAUAUCUCAGAAUCAUCACCAAAGUAUGAGAAGUCUAAAGAUGUAACAGCAGCUCAGAAUUUGGAAAGAGAGUCAAGAACUUUGGCCCAACCCACAUUCCCCAACCUCGGGGAAGCAGACUUCUCUGACCAUCAGAGAAGAAUAAACCCUCCUUUUCCUUUGGAGCCUACAGAGAAAUCUAGAGUAAGCAUUCCAUUGGCCAGUUAUCAGCAACAACAAAGAAGUGCUUCAUCUCUGGAGUGGGGACCUGAACUGCACCCCUAUCGUUCAAACAGUUUAAAAAGCAUCAAUGUGCACGGUGAUCUGGUACGCAAAAGUCAUCCUCCAAAGGUCAGGGGGCGCCAUUUUUCUGAGAGCACUUCUAUUGACAAUGCCCUGAGUGAACUGACCCUCAGGGAUGAAUUCUCUGGCAACAGCGGAUACAGUCGAAGAUUCAGAUCCUUUUCUGAGCUUUCCUCCUGUGAUGGAAAUGAAAACCGGACUUUGGGUGGCGGCAGAACAAAAAUGGGGCCCAAGUUUGCAACAUCUAUAUCUAGACCUAUUGACUAUGGAAUUUUUGGGAAAGAACAACAGUUGGCUUUCUUGGAGAAUGUAAAGAGGUCACUCACACAAGGAAGAUUAUGGAAACCAAGUUUUCUUAAGAACCCCGGCUUCCUGAAAGAUGAUGUAAUUAACCAUCCUCAGCCAACAGAGCUACCAAGCUCAGAUUCUCCGAGCGGCCAGAUGCCGGAAGAUGCCUUAUCUCCAGGCACACCACUUUGUAUCUAUGAAAAGACUCCAGUAGACUCAGAUUGUGACACAGACACAACCACGGAUGACGAAUACUAUCUGGAUGAAAAUGACAAAGAGUCAGAACUGUGAGGCUUCUUCAGUAACAUGCAUAUAACCUUUCCACCAAAAGUUUGUAAUGGAAAUCAAGUGUACAUGUGUAUGCCCUUGAGAAGGACACAUAUAAAAAAAAGAUCUAGUGUGGGCAGCACCUGCUCUGAAACUACCCAGAUUCUCUUUUUAUCCCCCCACUCUAUAAUAUAUAAACAUAUAUAAGCAUUAUAUGCUUCCUAAAUUCUAGAACAAAUGAAUUCUUGUUUUGGGGGGGUUCUCUGCCGUUUUCUACAUAUAUAUAUAUAUUCUUAGCCUUUCUCCCCUCCCUCCACUUCAUCUCUAAUUCACUAUCCAAUUUUGGCUUUCUGCUUUACUCUCUCCCUAACUUUUUUUUACACCUUUCACUGUCAUUUACAACCCUAGUGUCCCAGGCGUACAUAAAACUUGUUAAUUACCCAGAACAACCAGAAAAUUCUGUAUGGCCUCUUCCAAUCCAUGCCCUAUAUUCAGGACAUUAAAAAAAAUGUAGGGAUGAUGACAAUGGAGUAAAUAUUAUCAUCCUGUUUGACUCAUCAGCAUUUAGAAGGAUUAGGGUUUUUUUUUUUUUUCUUUCAAACAAAGAUAAGGAAAUUUUCACAAGGGCAUGGUGUUAUAUCCAUAGUGAAGCCAGGGAGCAGAUGUUUGAUGUAUUUGUUGAGGUUACAGAAGAGGAGCUGAAUCCGUUUCAAACCAAAAAAUACGAGUAUUCCUGGCAAUACCUUUGAAGACAUUGGUACGGUCUGGGUGACUUGUUAAGGACUGAAUUAAAAAAAAAUUUUUUUUUAACGUUUAUUUUUGAGAGAGAGAGUGCAAGCGGGGGAGGGGCAGAGAGAGAGAGACAAAGAAUCUGAAGCAGGCUCCAGGCUCUGAGCUGUCAGCCCAGAGCCCGAUGCAGGGCUCCACCUUAGGAACCAUGAGAUCACUGCCUGAGCCGAAGUUGGACGCUUAACCCACUGAGCCACCCAGGCAUCCCUAAGGGCUGAAUUUUAAUCUAGUCGAUGAGACUGAGACUAGGCAACAUGCUGGUGCAGAAGGUGGCUUGGCCACAGACCGUGCUUAGGAAGGGAGCAUGACUGGGCCUGCAGGUACGUGGACGUCUGUCAUGAGACUGGCUUAUCCUCACUGCAGCUUUCUCCUCAGCUGGUUUUUCUCAUUUCUCCAGGACAAUCCAUUUCUGUAUUUUUAUUUGCAGGAUAGAACACUUUUUUUUUUUUUCCUGUGCAUGUUCUUGUCAUGAAUAUCCAGCGGGAGCACUGGCCAAGCCCCUCAAAUGCUGCUGAGUCAGAUCAGACGCCCUGGGAUUCAGUCUUCUUUGCAGGAUCAUUUACCAAACCCAUGGGGAAUGAUAAGGCAGAGCUUCUAAGGGCUUGUCGCUAGGAUUCUCUCAAUAAUUUAUCUAGGCUAAAUACAUCUCAUACUGAUAACUUGAUUUCUAACUCUUUAGUUGCCAGGCAGAACUUCUGGAACUUUCUCUCCUAACAGGAUCAACACCAGUAGAUGGCAGUGAAGAUAAUUGACUAGAACUACAGAAAGCAAUGCCAUCCGGGAUUUUCAUACUAUGAGGGUCAAUGGGAGGGUUUUCAUUUUGAUUGGUUUAUAUUUGCUUCCUGGCCUAACUUUAUUCUCCAUUGUUCUCACCUAGUCUGUUUCAUCCAUGUAAAUUAAGGAUAAUGGUAGUGCUGGUGAAGCAAACCGAGAUCUGGAACUGAUAGAAAUGCAAGAAAGAGCUAUAUUAUUAUUAUCCUCGUAACCAUUGCUUUGCCCGGAAGCAAAAUGCCACAGCUAGUUUACAUCAUUUCCAGGACUCUCAAAACCAGUAAACAUGUGGUAACUAACAUGAAAGCUAUUCCCUGAGUCUGUAAAUUGUUUUAAAGUCCAGGCUCCCACCAAUACCAAGCUCAAAGAGACUAAUCGUAGCAUUUUAAAUCAACUGUUCCGAAUAUUUGAAUUUGUAUGGUAAAGAGCAAAUAACAUUCUAUCCCUUUUUUUUUUAUGUUUGUAAAUUCUGCCUUUCCCCUUUUUGUAUUUAUCUGAUUAUUUAAGUGAAAUUUUCAUAAACCAUGACUUAAGUUUUCCAUGUAGUUUUUAAGAUAUUCAGAGUUAAUAUUUUAAUAUUAAGCUUCUCAGUUUUUGAAAAAUGAUCGGCUUGCAAGCUCUAUUUCAGUAAAUACUCUGAGUUCACAUGUAUGUUACAAAAGGUGAAAUGAAGUUACCUUAUUUUUCGCUGAGUUUAGGCUAUAGCAACCGUCAGUUAAGGUGAGGAUGAACAGCUACCCCGAGGUCCUACUUCUCUGCACUAGAAUCUACUAUUUGAAUUUGAAGGUAAUUAAUCGAUGACCACCAUUGCCCUAUUUGCCUGUUGGUCUGGCUCAAGAAUCAAGAAAUCCGAAAAUUCACACAAAUAGCACCUUCUGUAGUUUUAUACUUUUAUAAAAACACUUCGUUAAAGAAGUACAGCCAAUUUCUAUGUAUUUUAACAUACAGACUGCUGCUUUUUAAUAUUCAUUUUUGGUAUAGCUAUAGUAAUUUAUAAUCGUCAUUUUUAUACCCCUGACUUGUUUUCUCAAGGAUACAAUCAUUAUUAAAAUAAACAUUCACGUAAACGGAGUAAAUCAUGAGGGAAUCUGUUCUAAGAAGUACCUUUAAAUUAUUAACUUGUUUAGAUAAUGUACUUCAACUGUACCCUGUAAAGUUUAUUUAAAAUAGGGCUUCGUGAGGUUGUUUCCGUUUUUAGAGACCUCCUUCUAAAUAAUUUACCCCUUUACGUUGUAAAUACAAUGAUGCUUAUCAAACUCCCAACUGCUACUAACAAGGUUUUGACUGAUAGAAAGUGAAUAAAAGCAACUUUGCAUAGAAGGUAAAUGGGUGCCUGUACUAAAAUUGAGAAACUCGCACCUCCAUAAGAGCACUAUUCUCUGUGGAAUGCUAGAAGGUUGAAGUGGACUUAUUGCUAAGUUUAUUGUUAACGGUAGUGAUAAUGCUUUAGAAUAUCCCGUUGAAAUGUACGGGGUAAAUAUGUAAAUAUGUUACUUUCCAAGCAAGUUUGUGAAUGUAUUACCACGUAGGGGCUCUCUGCGAUUGGCACACCUGUGUUUCUGAAGCAGGCAAGCCUUAAGCACUUUUAUUAAAAUGUUAAAAUGUCAAAGAAUCCUUUUAUGUACCUGUUCUCAGUCGUUUUCUCUAGACAUGAAAAGUGUUCACGAGACAAGGUGCAAAUUUAAAACAAUGCCUGUGUUGAAAUAAAUGAUUUAAACAGA